Molecule: messenger RNA, 1929 nt
Organism: Coccidioides posadasii C735 delta SOWgp
Lineage: Eukaryota; Fungi; Ascomycota; Eurotiomycetes; Onygenales; Onygenaceae
Source: RefSeq, a predicted model, not a curated record
AUGCCCUGGAAUGAAAUCCACGACACGUCUGCAGCGGCAUUUUCUGUGCCUUCAGUCCUCGAUGAUCCCUUUUUCCAGUCAAGAGACAUCCCCACGCGGCCGCACUUGCGAAUAGCUCCUCUGCGCAACCCUAUUCCUCCAGGCUCUCGAAAGAUCCCUUCCCCUCUUGAGCCUGCUACUACCGGAAUUAGGGACUCCGGGGCUUCGAAACCACCCAACCUCCCAUCUGGAAAUCCGCCAACAGAGCUACCUACACUCGAGGAUUUCCUCAGAGCAGCGCGCAGAGAUAAUGAUCUUCCUCAUAUCUUGGGCAUGUUGCCGAGUUCAGAACAACCACCCAAGACUAUACUUCCGGCUUUUAUUAGUCUUAGGGCUGUUGAAAAACUGCCUUAUUCCUCAUUCUCUGACGAAGCUCCGCGAAAACGUCGCCGGCUAGAACAUGUGGGAGACAAUUUUGGAGAACUUCUACAACUACCUAUCCCGAAGGUCCAAAAGGAAAUACCAAAGCCACGUCCAUUUGGGCCACUGCCGAUUUUGAAUGAGCUUAAAGAGCCUCCACCAAAUGCUGCUUUGUUUCCGCCCAUCGAGGCAAAUAGACGUCCUGUGAUUUUAAACCCUCCAGGAAAGGGUACGUCCCCUUCCACAGAACAACCAUCUUCGGAGCAGGCUGGGGAACGCCGUGCACAAAGAAUAGAAGACCUUAUUGAGCUGAACGACCAGGAUGGGGGGGCUAAUAUGGAAAGCCAGGCAAGUGAUAACCGAAGCGCAGAUACCCAGGAAACGGAUCAAGCGGAACUAGCAAGUGAUACCGAGCGGGUAAUAGAUGGAUACGAUAAGUCUGCAGCAAGAAAAGAGUCUAAGAAACCGAAAAGGAAACUUCGAAGGUGGUCGGAGCAAGAAACUCACGAUCUUCUCCGCGGUGUAGUGAGAUGCGGUGCUGGUAAUUGGACUAGCAUUCUCGCACAACAGGAUCUCAAAUUCAAUCAGAGAACUCCUGGGAAUCUGAAAGAUAGGUUUCGAGUGUGUUGCCCGUGGGCAUACGAAUCGGGGCAGACACCCACUUCAGAUGAUAUCCAAGCUAGGUUGGCUGACAGUAUAAGCAACGCCCAAUCUGGCCUGGUUGCAAAGAUAGUUCUCCCUGAUCCCAGAGUGGCUAAGGGUGGUCUAGACUUUAACAAAGGGUCUAUCGGAACCUCGAGCUUAUCAGUAGCAAACUCCAGCCGCCCUACUACUGAGUUGGUUAGACCAUGCAGAUUUACGGCCCCAGACCUUCAGCAAAAGCAGUCAAAGUUGAAACAGAAGCGUUCUUCAGGGUUGAAUGGAAGCCAGGGUCUAUCUAAUAAAUCUAAAUCUACUCUCAUAUCGCUCGGCUUGCGAAACCCGGAUGCGACCGUUAAGUCAACUCGGCGACACCGCCGUCCCUUCACUCCUGCUGAAGAUGAAGCGCUGCUCAAAGGUUAUGCUGUCCAUGGAUUUCAAUGGACCUUAAUCCGUCAAGAUAAGCAUUUGGAUUUGAUGCAUAGGAAGGCCACGGACUUACGGGACCGUUUUCGGACAAAAUUCCCUGAUGUCUAUCGCGAGGGUGGCUUUGCCACCGUGAAAAAAAUAGAAAGCAAUAUCAAGGGCGGCAAAACGGCAGCUACAGACGGGACGAAAUCGAGCCUUUCAUCUACGAACAAUGCUAAGUUUGCGAGCCAUAAUUCUCGAAAAGCGGACAUACCUACCUCUACCAGUGGUGCAACCGCAGUUCCUAUUGACCCAGCCAUGUCGCCUCCCGCACCACCAUCAAGUCUUCCCGAACCACCUAAUGUACCAGUCACUCCGUCAUUUUCAUUUCCAAUUGACGAGGACGUGCCGGAAGAAAACAGCUAUGCUAUUCGCUGGGCAGAAAACACUUUACCUCCAUUAGUAUGGGAUGAGCUAGGAUAA